This is a messenger RNA of Botrytis porri, 420 nucleotides long. RefSeq lists its product as uncharacterized. Bases 1 to 420 code for a protein of 139 amino acids. The record is from RefSeq and is a predicted model, not a curated record. The transcript has a single exon. NCBI's taxonomy places the organism in Eukaryota, Fungi, Ascomycota, Leotiomycetes, Helotiales, Sclerotiniaceae.
AUGGCUGCAUCAAAGACUUCAAAGUUACGAGUGGUAUCAUUAAUUUUAGCAUCCCUCUUCAUUCCUCUUGCAUCAGCAGGCUCUAACGCAAUAUCUCUUCAAUGGUCAAACAGAAGUUAUGGCCCUGACGGAACAUGGCAAGCAGUUUCUAUUGAUAUCGGUACACCCACUCAAGCUAUCGACCUCCUUCCAGGUGGGACAUGGACAGCUAAUAUCCUAAGAACUUCAUUUUGUUCUAAUUUCUCAGGUUGCUCAUCAUCGAAAGGUGGACUUUUCUAUAAGCAUGCUUCCACUUCCUACCAUGAAAUCAAUAAUACUGGUGUCACUGCUAAUACCACUUUCGCAAACCGGGCCGGUGCAUUACCCUUUUUAUCUGGCGCCGCUUACAUAGGACUUGACAAUUUCCAAUGGAACCGAUAG